CUUCGAUCUCUUUGGCUUUUCGGCGUUUUCGCUUUUGUCUUUCUCUAGAGAGACUGAGAGAUAGAGAAAGAGAGAGAGAGAGAGAGAGAGAUAGAUCUGGGAGAGAAUAGAAGAGGUUGUAGUGAUGGCGAUGGAGAUGGUGGCGGCGGUGAAGUGGAUCGUGGUGAUGGUUUUUGGGGUUCUUUUGGUUUUGGCUGUGAAUCAGGGAUUCAUUGUUUCAAGGAUCGAUGGAACGGCAAAGAAGAGCUUGAAAGAAGCUCCGGAAUCCAUCAAAGCGAGGAAUGAGAGGGUGGUUGGAGCAGUGGACGAUCCAGAGGUGGUGGUUUCUAUGGUGCACGAGAGCAUAAUCAACAGCACAGCACGGCGUUCACUGAGUUACCUUUCAUGCGGCACAGGCAACCCCAUAGACGACUGCUGGCGCUGUGACCCUCACUGGCAUCUCAACCGCAAGAAACUCGCCGAUUGCGGCAUCGGCUUCGGCCGCAACGCCAUCGGCGGCCGAGACGGCCCUUUCUACACCGUCACUGACCCUUCAGAUAUCAACCCCAUCAACCCCAAACCCGGCACUCUCCGCCACGCUGCCAUCCAAUCACAACCCCUCUGGAUCAUCUUCAAUCAUGACAUGGUCAUCACUCUCACUCAAGAACUCAUCUUGAACAGCUUCAAGACCAUCGAUGGCCGCGGCGCCAACAUCCACAUUGCUAAUGGUGCUUGCAUUACCAUUCAGUUCAUCACCAACGUUAUCAUUCAUGGUGUUCAUAUUCAUGACUGCAAGCCCACUGGCAAUGCCUUGGUCCGCAGCUCUCCUUCCCAUUAUGGUUGGCGGACAAUGGCUGAUGGUGAUGCUGUUUCUAUUUUUGGUUCUAGUCAUGUUUGGGUAGACCAUUGUUCUCUUUCCAAUUGUGCUGAUGGCCUUGUUGAUGCUGUUAUGGGUUCCACUGCCAUCACCAUUUCUAACAACUACUUCACUCACCAUAAUGAGGUUAUGCUCUUGGGACAUAGUGACUCUUAUGAGAGGGACAAAGCUAUGCAAGUCACCAUUGCUUUCAAUCAUUUUGGCGAAGGCCUCAUCCAGAGAAUGCCUAGGUGCAGGCAUGGGUACUUCCAUGUGGUGAACAAUGACUACACCCACUGGGAAAUGUAUGCAAUUGGUGGAAGUGCAAACCCAACUAUCAACAGCCAGGGCAACAGAUACCUUGCGCCAACCAACCCUUUUGCUAAGGAGGUGACCAAAAGAGUGGAGACUGCUCAAGGAGUGUGGAAGGACUGGAAUUGGAGAUCAGAGGGUGACCUUCUGCUAAACGGAGCAUACUUCACUCCCUCCGGUGCCGGAGCAUCGGGAAGCUACUCUAGAGCUUCCAGUCUAGGGGCCAAGUCCUCAUCCAUGGUUCCCUCUCUUACUUCAGGAGCUGGUGUCCUUCUCUGCCAAAAGAAUGUUCAAUGCUGAUCUAUAUACAUGCCUUAUAAUAUUUGCAUCACAUAAUGCAUUAAGCCAUGCAUAUAAUAUAUAUAUAUAUAUAUAUAUAUUUGUUGUUCUGUCUGAUUGGGUGAUUAGUGUUUGAACAGUCAGGUCUGGUGAUACCCCACACUUCAACCUCCACAGGUUUCUUGAAUCUGAAUUUUGGAGUGCCUGUGGAAGUGUUGUUGAUUGUGUAUUCACACUCUUGUUUUCUGUUAUUGUGUAUCUCUCUCUCUUUGUCUAGUGUUUCUCAUUCUAUAGAUGUAAUUGUUGCCCUGUUCCGGAUUUGAAUUUUUUUUUUUUUUAAUAGAUUAUAAGUGCACCAUAGGUAUUAUAUUUUGUUGUAAUAGAAAAGAUGUCUUUUUUUUCCUUGAUGUAAACUAGAAAUAUAUGUUAUUCGGCUAUGAUUAUGUUUACAAGCCACAU
This is a messenger RNA of Dioscorea cayenensis subsp. rotundata (Guinea yam), 1885 nucleotides long. Its product is annotated as probable pectate lyase 8. Gene Ontology annotation, molecular function: pectate lyase activity. The transcript is spliced from 7 exons. NCBI's taxonomy places the organism in Eukaryota, Viridiplantae, Streptophyta, Magnoliopsida, Dioscoreales, Dioscoreaceae. Bases 125 to 1447 code for a protein of 440 amino acids. The record is from RefSeq and is a predicted model, not a curated record.